Molecule: messenger RNA, 905 nt
Organism: Conger conger (European conger)
Lineage: Eukaryota; Metazoa; Chordata; Actinopteri; Anguilliformes; Congridae
Gene: cmtm7
Product: CKLF-like MARVEL transmembrane domain containing 7
Exons: 5
Coding region: 141-635 (164 amino acids)
Cellular component (GO): membrane
Source: RefSeq, a predicted model, not a curated record
AGGAAACAGAACGGACAACGUGCUUAAGCAAGAGUAGAAAGGUCUUGUCAACUACAACACUGUUUUCGUUUUAGAUCGUUUAAUUUAUUCAUUACUAUUGUUAUACAUUUUUUGUAAUUUCUGCAGUAGCCUAUUUGAAAAUGUCCCAUACUGUAGUUAGAACCACAACCACAACCACAACUACAACGUCGUCAUCUGAAGGCGGUUUUCUAAAUUUGGGUUAUGCGCGAUCUCUUCAGGGUUUACUCAAAUUGGCUCAAGUGGUUGUACUUCUUAUUGCAUUCCUGUGUGUCCACUGCUCAAAAUGGUGGACCGACGAGUCUGCCUACCGAUUCUUUGAGGUGGUCACUCUGUGGUUCCUCAUCGCCUUCCUUAUCUUCUUCCUGAUGCACAUCUUGCGGCUCCAGGGCAGGAUUCCCUGCAUCAACUGGACCCUGACGGAGUUUUUCCAUUAUAUUCUGGGGACUAUCCUUAUCUUCAUUGCAUCUAUAGUGGCUGCUGUGAAGUGCGGCCAAAUUUCUGCCCUUAUCGCCGGAUCGGUGUUUGGGUUCAUUGCCACUUUUUUACUCGCAGUCAACAUCUGGAUGUCCUACAAGAUCACAUGUGGGUCCCAGCCGACAGUUGCAGCUGUUUAGGAGCACAUUUUUUAUUUUUUUAAAGACAACUCGGCUUGCAGUAUUUGUAAUGUUUGACAGAUGUUUGUCAUUGUACGUGCCUUAGCAAAAAAAAGUGUUAUAUUAGCAUCCUGACCAACAGAAACUUGCCACAAUAUUUAUCUCAGCUGUUACACACAAACUUCUGUUCUAGGUUGGCCAGUGGAUCUAAAUUGAUUGGGUGUAGUAUUUUUUUGCCAAAAAGCAUGAAUUUUGUAUGUGCUUGAAUUGCCAAUAAAUAUUUGUUAUUGA